AAAACCUGUGACUUCUCAAUGCUGAAACAAAUUCGCCAAACUGACGACACUGCACCCGACCUUAGCAGUCUUUUCAUCAUAUGAACCUUCAAAUAACUGUGAAGAUGAUCCUUGUUAUGUUCCUUCUGUGUUCAGGAUUAUCUGACUUUACAUUUGGAUCAAACCGUCUACGAGUUUUCCGUUUUCCUGAUAAUGAAAAUGAACCAGAUUGGGAUGGUGCAUUGAGUGAAUGCAAUAAGGCAAAUGAAUCAUUUGUAACUUUGUACGAUGAAGAGGAUGCCAAUUUCGUGGCCAACUUCUCGGAUGGUAAACAAAGGCUCUGGCUUGGUCUGCGUAAAGGACGAAAUAUCACUUGGUCAGACGGUGUCCCUGUCACAUUCAAUGCUACAUAUGAGAUUGAAAAAGCAGGGACUCAGAUAUGCGUGGCUAUUGACAACAACACGUGGACAAGUUUGAAUUGUUCAGAGAGAAAACCUUUCAUGUGCAACAAGGAUGGUAAUUACACACUGUAUGAAGACGAGAAGAACUGGUGUAAAGCUCUGCAAUACUGCAGACAUUUCUCGGCUGACUUGGUCAGCAUCAGUAAUGAGUCGCAAAAUGAUGAAGUGAUUAAAAAGGGAAACAACACAAGCUUUUGGAUUGGACUAAUGCAUGAUGAAUGGGAGUGGGCGGACAAAAGUUGCUCUUUAUACAGGAAUUGGGAUACUGAGUCGGCUCUUUUAGAUCCCAUAGAAAAAUGCACAAUUUCAACGGCUCUAGGAUUACUGAAGAACCAGGAAUGUCCGAAUUCUCAAGCAUUCUCCUUUUGCUCCAAAGGUAAAACGAGAAUCAGAGUCAUCGAUCACCAUUUAACUUGGGAACGGGCCUUUGACUACUGCAAGGCUAACCACACAGGCAUGCUUCAGAUUGAGAAUGAGAAUGAUCAGAAGGCUGUUGAACAAUGGCUAAAUAACACUGAUGUUACUGGUCCGUUCUGGAUUGGUCUGAGGCAGAGUCGUGUCUUUGGAUUCUGGAUUUGGAGAGACAGGACAGUGACCUACAGCAAGUGGAAGAAUGGCACGGAGCCUAAGCUGCCCAUGUCUAACCACUGCGGUGCCAUCAACCAGACGGAGUGGAGUGAUGAACACUGUUGGCGUAGGCUACCUUUUCUUUGUGAGGAGAAGAUUAUAUUCAUGAAUUAAUCAGUGAGGGGUUGAUGCCUGAGCAUGUAGAUGAAAGUCAGCAACAUAACCCUUAACAUUUUCCUUUACUACUCUGACUCUUAAUGGAAGUCUUUCUUGAAUUCAGUUGGUACAAAAUAAUCUGACAUUUUUUGUUGUAACAUGAAAUUAUAGACUGACAAGAUUGAUAUUUUAUUUGACAGUGUUUACUGUAUGAUUAUUAUCAGUCACGUACUCAUCACUCAGUGAUUAAUAUCAUUAUUACUAUUAUCAUUAAUUGUUAAAAAAAGAAUAUAUGGUGGAAAUUAUUUCUUUCUUUUUUGGGGUUCUUCUGUUGAUUUCUGUAGUUACUCCAAUCAAUCCAAUCAAUAUUUUCAGAUCAAUGAAGGUUUGUAUGAGUGUUUGCAUGUGAUUCCACUAGGACCACUGUUCCACACAUUUGCUUUUUCAGUCUUUGAGUAAAAGGUGUGGUAUGGUGCAGUGUAGGACAGCACAUAUAAUCUAGAUGUAGAUCUAAAGAAGAUUGUAAGAGAAUGUUUGCUGUGUGCAUUACACUUCUUUGAGACUACAACCCUUACAUCUGAGCUUUGUUGAUAAAAUGUCUGAUUCAUUUCUAGAUAAGUUGCUUGUUUGCAAUAAAAGACUAUGCAUUUCAAAUCCAACCAUUGGGGAUCUUA
This is a messenger RNA of Perca fluviatilis (European perch), 1837 nucleotides long. Its product is annotated as lymphocyte antigen 75-like. The record is from RefSeq and is a predicted model, not a curated record. The transcript is spliced from 5 exons. Lineage: Eukaryota; Metazoa; Chordata; Actinopteri; Perciformes; Percidae. Bases 81 to 1181 code for a protein of 366 amino acids.